AUGCCUUGUCUGUGCGUUGUUUACAGAUGUAGUAACAAGAAUGACAAAGUGGGUAGAGACAAAGGGAUGUCGCUUCAUCAUCUGCCUUUCUGGGGAGAUGAAAGGCCGUUGGCAAAGAAGAGAAGGAAGCAGUGGGUUGAUUUUGUAAAAAGAAUGCGAGCAAACUUUACCCCAUCCAAGUACUCAGCCAUUUGCUCGGAACAUUUCAAGGGUGAAGAUUUCAAAAACAGAAUACCUUCAUUGCCUGGAUUUAUGGGAAAGAUGCAGCCCGUUCUUAGGCGUGAUGACUUUGGUAUUGUUGCCUUUCCGUCUGUGUACUUGCCAACACCGCAAGAAGAACCUUCUGCAUGGCCUAAGUCGAUGACAUCCUCGAGAAAAACAUCGAGAGAUCAUCGUCAGAUUUUACGCGAUGCUCUCUCUCCCUCGUCAUCUACAGAGGCAUCAACAUUGACUGUUUAUGACCACACCGGGACUGAUGAAUUCGCUGUGGUUUUACAAGAAUGUGAAACGGAGAUAGCUGAUGAAGACUUUAGUAGGUUGCUUGCCAGACUGCUCUGAAUAGUUGUUCCAGCUGUAAAUGGUUGGGUACACAAAACAUGAGGCUGAGGAACCAGUGGCUAGCCUACAAAUUCAAGCUUCGCAAAUUAAAAACAAAGCACAAGAAAAUAGGUAUUUUAUGUUCCAUAGUUUUUCAUGUUCCUGUUUUGUUAGGGUAACAAGUUGCAAUAACAGCUUGAAACACAU
Rhopilema esculentum is the source of this 744-nucleotide messenger RNA. NCBI's taxonomy places the organism in Eukaryota, Metazoa, Cnidaria, Scyphozoa, Rhizostomeae, Rhizostomatidae. The record is from RefSeq and is a predicted model, not a curated record.